This is a messenger RNA of Musa acuminata subsp. malaccensis (wild Malaysian banana), 793 nucleotides long. RefSeq names its product RING-H2 finger protein ATL80-like. The record is from RefSeq and is a predicted model, not a curated record. Lineage: Eukaryota; Viridiplantae; Streptophyta; Magnoliopsida; Zingiberales; Musaceae.
UCCCCACCCUCUCUCUCUCUCUCUCUCUGUGGUCGACAAGGCAAUGCCUCCAUCGGCGAGAAUCUUGCAGACGAGCUCCGGCUUGCUUCCCGUUUCGGAGCCUCCGGAGCCGUUGUCGGUGGACUCCGACGUGGUGGUGAUACUGGCGGCCCUGCUCUGCGCCCUGAUCUGCGUCGUCGGGCUCGCCCUCGUGGCGCGCUGCGCCUGGCUCCGGCGGGCCUCCCCCGGGGCACGUCCCGCGCCGCCGAGCAAGGGGCUCAAGAAGAAGGCGCUCAGGGCGCUGCCCAAGGUGUCUUACGGCGCCGCCACAGCGGCGGGCGGGAGGCUCGCUGAGUGCCCCAUCUGCCUGGCGGAGUUCGCGGAGGGGGACGAGAUCCGCAUCCUGCCACAGUGCGGGCACGGAUUUCACGUCGGGUGCGUCGACACGUGGCUCGUGUCCCACUCGAGCUGCCCCUCCUGCCGCCGCGUCCUUGUCGUCGCCGCCGACGCCGCCCAGCCGUCGCGGUGCCAGAGGUGCGGUGCCAGCUCCAGCGACGCUGCUGCGGUCGCCGCCACAGCGGCAGCUGAGGAAGUGGCCAAGGCUCGAGAGGACGGCGAUGCCAAUAGGUUCCUCCCCUGAGUCCUCCUCUCCUUUUCUGCAACUUGUCAAGUAAACAAGAUGCAAUUUCUCUGCUUAGGGUUUGGACUGGGCGGUGGACUAGACCGCCAUGUGUUUGUAGUAUGGUGCCUUAGGGUUGUAUAAUAGUGUAGAAUUCAAACCAAAGAAUGAUAAAAAGUCACUUUUGGUGAAGCA